CCGCUCGAACCCAAGAUUAAUAUACUUCAAGCUAAUCAAAUAGUAAAGAUACAAACAAAGUUGCUUGAUAAAUAUACCAUUAUAAAUGUUGAAAAUGGUAUUUUUGGAGCCUUUACUGAAAGAAUGAAGGCACCCGAUUUCCUAAUAGUUCCCCUAGAACCUUCAUCGUUUACAGCAACAAAUGAUAAUAGUAGUCGUAUCUCGACGUCUGGAUUUUAUCUGAUUACUUUGUUAAAUAAUGAAUAUGAAAGUAAUGAUUCCGUACAUAGACACAUUAACCAGGCCCGUACUCAAGAUGAAUCAGCCAAUCAAAUUAAUGGAAAUUCACAACAUAAAUUGGCUGAACGUUACCAAAAUGGAUGGGGAAUUGAAAUGGAUUUAGGAAAAGCGUUUUAUUGGUAUCAAAAAUCAGCAGAAAGUGAUAAUAAAAUUGCACAAUUAACAGAAAGUAAUAAUGAAAUUGCACAACUAUAUUUAGCUAAAUGUUAUCAGAAUGAUCCAAAUACAAAUGAAUAUUUACUUAUAAUGCAAUAUGCUAAUUGCGGUGAUCUUCAAAAUUAUCUUAAAAAUAAUUUUAAUAAUUUAACUUGGAAUAAUAAAAAGGCAUUAGCAUUUCAAAUUCCAAAUGGAUUAAAUUAUUUGCAUAAUGAAAACAUUUUGCAUAGAGAUCUUCAUUCUAGGAAUAUAGUUAUUCAUAAUAAUAAUGCUAAAAUUACGGAUUUUGGUAUUUCAAAAAUUGAAAAUAAUUCCACUAUAUAUAUGGGACUUUGCGGUAGAAUUGCGUAUAUAGAUCCUCAAAUACUUAUAAAUCAAAAAUUUCAAUAUAUUAAACCUUCGGAUAUUUAUAGUUAUGGUGUAUUGAUGAAUAAAUAUCGUGAAAAUACUAUACCAAAUACACCUGAUAAUUAUGUAAAUCUUUAUAAAAGAUGUUGGGACCAAGAACCCGAGAAAAGACCUACAACUAUGGACAUUUUGGAAGAAUUUUCAAAAAUUGACUUUAUAGAGGAGUCAGGUAAAAUUAUUCAUGAAAAUAAUGCCAAAAUUACAGAUUUUGGUAUUUCAAAAAUCGAAAAUAAUUCCACAAUGCAUAUUGGAAUUUUUGGUAAAAUUGCCUAUAUGGAACCACAAAUACUUGCAGACAAAAAUUUUAAAUAUAUCAAACCUUCUGAUAUUUAUAGUUAUGGUGUUUUAAUGUGGGAAAUUACUAGCGGAUAUUCUCCAUUUAAAGAUAAAUUUAGUGAUAAUAAUGAUCUAAUUAAUGCGAUUACUUAUUAUAAAGUUCGUGAAACUGCUAUUCAAGGUACUCCCAAAGUUUACGAAAAACUUUAUAAAAAAUGUUGGAAUCAAAAACCGAAGCAACGACCAACUAUUAAAAAGGUAUUAGAAGAAUUUUUGAAGAUGGGCUUUGGAAAUAGUAUAACAGCUGAAUCAGCUAAAAUCGUGAAUGAUGAUAAUAAUUCUGAUUCUGAAUCACAAUUCGGCAAUUCUGUUCAGUUAGAUACAUAUGCGGAUUUGUCUG
Molecule: messenger RNA, 1519 nt
Organism: Funneliformis geosporum
Lineage: Eukaryota; Fungi; Glomeromycota; Glomeromycetes; Glomerales; Glomeraceae
Source: the annotation of a GenBank genome assembly